Messenger RNA from Chaetomium strumarium, 2294 nucleotides. RefSeq lists its product as uncharacterized. Bases 1 to 1968 code for a protein of 655 amino acids. NCBI's taxonomy places the organism in Eukaryota, Fungi, Ascomycota, Sordariomycetes, Sordariales, Chaetomiaceae. The transcript has 3 exons. The record is from RefSeq and is a predicted model, not a curated record.
AUGGAAUACACACGCCAAUCGUCCCAGCCAGCAACGGUCGACCUUGUCCGCGCCGACUUGGCGGAAGUGUGGACUGUUUACGACUCCGAAUUCUCGAGCCCGAAGCGACCAGCUUCGGUUUCCGGCAUCUCCGACAUGCUUGAUCUUGAGUUUAUCCCAACGCCUGGGUUCCGCCCCUCGAAAACGGCAAAAAGAGACAAAUUAGCAGAGAUGCUAGUCGAUGUCCUCGAGCUGUCACCGAGCCGGAAAAGGGGGCGAUACGAUGGCCGCAGGAAAGACAGCGCCAACAGGUCAUCAAAUGAAGCACCUAAUCCUGCAGACGCCCAGACCGCGACCAAGGCACAAAGGGAAAACGGGGACGCGUUCGAAUUGAGUGACUCAACUGACGCGGCGGAGGCGUCCAGACCCAAGAAACGGCCGGCGAAGCAACCAUCCUCUGCAAAACCUCGUGCGUCCACAGCACGCAAACCUUGUGCUGCUGGAAAAGCGACCGACCCGUCCAUCAGCCAGAAGGGCAAGCCCUCACGUGUUCCAAAGAAACCGCUCAGCCGUGAUAUGGCUGAGGAACUUGAUGUUAAGGCUGACCUGCUGCAAGGCGGCAGCGAUCCGAACCAGCAAGGGAACAGAGUCAUGCCGAGAAUGACCCAAUGGAACUCGCAUGAAGAGUCAGAAUCUGGCCGUUCAACAUCAAGUCUCGUUAAUACGAUGACUGCAGAAGUUUUCACUUUUUCGAAUUCCCCAGAAGCUUCGUCGAGUCUCUUGAAAGAGGAUGAACCAGUUCCUUCGGCUAUUCCUCAGCCCUUAGACGUUGUCAAUGUGUCCAGCACAAGCGGGGAGGAAGGGGAUGCCCCCGAAAAAUCAGCCUCACCGCUGUUCAUUUCAGAAGAUCAAGUAGACACGGUCACAACGGGUAACCUCGAUAUCUUGGUAACCGUCAAGCAGGGGACUGAUGAUGAUCAAAGGGGUCCACGCCGGGGUCCUGGGACCAAAACACGCCUUAACCUCACUACUCCAGCUCCGUCUCAAACACAACCCCAAGUCAACGAAAUAGGAGUUCACCAACAGCGUGGGAUUAGCGACAAACUCCCAUCCGGCCUUAGGGAUGCUUUCUUCUCCGAUGAGAAACCAGCAGCCGUGCCUUCUCCGCUUCCAGAGCCGGGAUCUUGGCCAGAAACGGAUGGGGAGAACAUAAAUCCUGAGGACAUCUGGAAGCAGACGGUCGGAGAUGACAAGCCGCCUGAGGUUCUGUGCAGAGUCGUCACUCUGUUGCAUCGUUCUCUGAAGCCCAAAGAGGAGAUAAUCCGAGACAUUGCUUCCGACUACGAAAGCAAUGCUUCACGUUUGCUUCAUAAUCUAAAUGCUCGUCAUUUGGAGGAGAAAGCUGAAACGUUGGCGGCACUCCGGAAGGCAUUACGAGCGGUAUUUUCAGUCUUCUCUGGCGCAGGGCUAGAUAUGGCAAACCACAUUGAGAACCUGCGAGAGUUGGAGAUCGCUCAUGCGGCGGACACACUCAGACGACCGGCCCUUGCCGAAAAGCUUGACGCAGUCACCCGACUGUGUCAGACGAUGUUGAACAGCUACUGUCAGGAGGGGCCGCUCCAUUCAUCCAUUACGGAUGACGGCGCAAGCGGCAAAGACGAGGGCCUGGAUAAUCUUGAGGAAGCCUACCGAGCCAAGCUGCUAGGAGCAGUCCAGCGAUCGAAUUCCCAGGCGCUCGAGAGCCACGACGAGGUGAGCUCGCAGGUUCAUGAGUACAUUACGCGGUGUCUCGGAGGAGAAUCAAAAAAGACACACCAGGUUGUAGCUAAGAAACCCGGUGGACCUGCCAGGACUGCUGAUGAAGCUUUGGAGGUCCUCUUGAACAGAAUGAUUGGCAGGAUGCAACAAAAUGGCACUGGGUGCGGGCCCCUUGGGAACAAUUCAGGCACCGUGGUUGAUAUCGCCUCGGAGACGCUGGGCAAUUCUUGAGCCUGGGCUUUAGAACCCGGUUCGACUUUGCUAUGACGGAAAAGGAAACCUGAUUGCUGGGAUGUUGAUGGAGGACGACUACAAGAGUUGAUAUAACUUGCACCAGGCGGACCUGAUGUUGAAAGAACCAUCGUGGUAUUUGCUGAGAACACGCUUCGUCUGGAAGGGGACAGUUAAGACCGGCGGAAGAGCGACACUACGGUUGAGCUACGCCCAGAGCGCUACAUGGAUUCAUUGCUUCAGCACCAAGCCAUGUAGCAUUUGUUUUUCGGUGUAUCAGACCUAAAUAUGAGGCUAAGGGAACUUACUCGAUAUAUGUCAACGAG